Molecule: messenger RNA, 2090 nt
Organism: Tachysurus vachellii
Lineage: Eukaryota; Metazoa; Chordata; Actinopteri; Siluriformes; Bagridae
Product: butyrophilin subfamily 2 member A2-like
Exons: 5
Coding region: 68-490 (140 amino acids)
Source: RefSeq, a predicted model, not a curated record
AAGGAGACUUAAAGACGUCUGGGUUGAACAGAGAGACAGAAAAUGGACAGAAGAUGAGAGAAAGAAAAUGGAGAAAUCUGUUCUACUGACUGAUGAGUUUAAACUCAUUGGUCCCAGUAAUAGAGAGCGGUAUAAUCGCUCUGCUGUCACUUUCUCAUGUCAUCUGUCUCCUGAAAUCAGUGCUGUUGACUUGGAGAUCCGGUGGUUUAAGGAGACAGACUGUGUUUGUGUUUAUAAGAACAGUAAGGUGACAGAGGGGAGAGGUUAUGAGGGCAGAGUGAGUCUGUUCACUCAGGAGCUGGAGAGAGGAAACGUCUCCUUACAGCUGAGAAACUGUACAGAGUCAGAUGAUGGAUAUUACCUCUGUCAGGUCACUGAUGGAGACAGAACAGAAGAGAUUACAGUAGAGAUGAUAGAUCAGACUACAUCACUGCCAAAUACAGCACUGAGAACCAAACUACACACAUUUAGGUUAAAGGUAGAGGAAUAAAACACAGUCUGGCUGAUGAUUAAGACUUUUGGUGUAAGUAUAUCUGUUUAGUGGCUAAUGUGAGAUUUAUAACAGUCCAGAGAACACAGAUUAGCUCGUCAUGAGGUCAGCUUAGCUCCUGCAAACAUGCUGUGUAUGUAUUUCUCUACUUCUGUAAGUCUGUAAAUUCAGAGUGGAGACUAAUAUCAGGAGUUACAGGUUGUAGUGUUGGACUUUUCCAACAUGAUUUGUUUUAAAACUAGCACAGUAAGGUACAGACCUGGAGAACACAAACUGUAUCCUUGUAACUGUGUUAAUAACAUGAAAUGAGAAACUGAACGACUCCCACUACAAUGUAGACUCUCAUCUUUCAUUAGUCGUGUUUACACACAAAGAUUUUUAGCAGUAUGAAUGAAUUCAGCCACACUGCAGAUUCCUAAUGAACUGUUUCUGUGUGUCUUAAAAUGGACUCUUUUCAUUUAUAUACAUGUUACAUGUGAUCUGAUCCAAAUCUAUCUCGGUGUUCAGAGCUCUAGGUUAGUGCUUCUGAAUGAUUAAAACAUUUAUCACUAUAUUUUAAAAUAGAAAGUAUUAAAGGCAGGGUCUCCGAUUUUUGAAAGCCAAUGUUGAAAUCACCAAAACAAACACGCCCCUAACCCAAAUGGGUCCCACCCCUGUAUUGAUAGCUCCGCCCACACAUACAUAUGUAACCCAGGUAAGUAAUGGAAAGAAAUGUGUCUUUAUCAUAGCUGAAGGGAAAAACAAUACGAUUGCAGAUAAACAAACAAGUAAAAAUGACACACAAGCAUAAUCAUGCAAAGGACGGCAUAUAUUAGCAGAGGUGGGUAGUAACGAAUUGCAUUUACUUCGUUACAUUUACUUGAGUACAUUUUUUGGGUAACUUGUACUUUUUGAGUAUAAUUAAAGAUGCGUACUUUUACUCUUACUCAAGUAGAUUUUUAGUGGAAAAACUUUACUUUUACUUCGCUACAAUCGGCGGCGUUUCUCCGUUACACAAAUGGUAAUAAAUAAUAAUUAGUUUAUAUGACAAGUCUCGCGAGACGUUGGAGAGGCUGCUUCACGAGAGUAUGCUGUGCAUCUCCCGCUGAAGUUUAGCGCACCUUUAGUUGGAAGAUGAUGGCUGAAGCAGAGGAAGACGUUUGGGCUUUAUCAAAGGCAGAUCACUCGUGGCCUCAAAUUCAUUCUAUAUUUUGACUCCAAGAUGUAAAAAAAUAGCUUUAUAAUGCGAUGCAUUCUGUGUGCACCAAAACUAACAGACAUCGCAGCUUACAAGGAUUCCAGCUCCAACCUAAAAAAUCACUUAGCGGCAAGUGUCAAAAUUAUGCCUAUUUGAUGGUAAUUUGGUAACUAUGGGCACUUUGACCUUAACGUAAUACUACAUUUCACACACUGUCUGAAUGUUUUCCCUCAUAUACGCUCUCGUGCAAUCCUGUGAACCCUACAAACAACAUGUUCAUGAACAAACGUUCAUUAUAAGUGUCUGCAUUUUCAUAUCCGUGUUUUAUACAAAAUAAAAACGGGAUUAUAUUUUGUUUUAUCCACAUCUAAAGAAUAUAUGUACUUACUUAGGGGUUAGCCCAGCACAUCAUUCAUUUACAUC